Messenger RNA from Pteronotus mesoamericanus, 3372 nucleotides. RefSeq names its product FERM domain containing 8 (gene FRMD8). NCBI's taxonomy places the organism in Eukaryota, Metazoa, Chordata, Mammalia, Chiroptera, Mormoopidae. The transcript is spliced from 11 exons. Bases 166 to 1563 code for a protein of 465 amino acids. Gene Ontology annotation, cellular component: cytoskeleton; plasma membrane. Gene Ontology annotation, biological process: negative regulation of canonical Wnt signaling pathway. The record is from RefSeq and is a predicted model, not a curated record.
GUGCGCCCCGCGCUUCCUCCGUCCCAGCUCCCGGCUGCGACGCGGAAGCUGGGUCCCGAGACGGGAGGAACAGCCCCGGUGGGCGGCAGAACCCGAACUGGAGCUGGGGGGUCGAAAUCAAGGCAGCAGCCUGGGCUGAGGCGGCUGGCCCCGCGUCCCUGCGAGAUGGACGGGACGGAAGGCAGUGUCGGGCAGCCCGGCCCCGCUGAGCGGUCCCAUCGAAGCAGCGUGUCCUCCGUGGGAGCCCGAGCGCCUGACGUGCUGGUGUAUCUGGCAGACGACUCAGUGCUGCCCCUGGCCGUGGAGAACCUGUCGUCCCUCAGUGCCCACGAGCUGCACCGCGCCAUCCGUGAGGUCCUGCAGCUCCCAGACAUCGCUGCGGAUAUCUUCGCGCUCUGGCUUGUCUCCCCUCUGCUGGAGGUGCAGCUGAAGCCCAAGCACCAGCCCUACAAGCUGGGCCGCCAGUGGCCAGAGCUGCUGCUGCGCUUCACCGAUGCCCCGGACGAUGACGUGGCCACAGAUGAGCCUUCCCUGCAGUUCCGAAGGAACGUGUUUUUCCCAAAGCGGCGGGAGCUCCAGGUCCAUGACGAGGAGGUCUUGCGGCUGCUCUACGAGGAGGCCAAGGGCAACGUGCUGGCGGCGCGGUACCCGUGCGACGCAGAGGACUGCGAGGCCCUGGGUGCCCUGGUGUGCCGUGUGCAGCUCGGGCCCUUCCGGCCUGGCCGGCCCACUGCCUGCGCCCUGAGGGAGCAGCUGGACUCCUUCCUCCCGGCCCACAUGUGUAAGCGGGGCCACGGGCUCUUUGCUGCCCUCCGGGGCCGUGGGGCCAAGGCCGGGGCCAGUGAGCAGGGCCUGCUCAACGCCUACCGCAAGGUGCAGGAAGUGGCCAGCAGCGACAGCGAGCACGAGGCCGCCCUGAGAACCCACUACCACGCCUACCUCCUCAAGUGCCACGAGCUUCCCUAUUACGGAUGUGCCUUCUUCCACGGCGAGGUGGACAAGCCAGCCCAGGGCUUUCUGCAGCGGGGCGGCCGAAAGCCAGUGACUGUAGCCAUCAGUCUGGAGGGUGUGCAUGUCAUCGACAACAGGGAGAAGCACGUCCUGCUGGGCCUGCGUUUCCAGGAGCUGUCCUGGGACCACACGUCCCCCGAGGAGGAGGAGUCCGUCCUGUGGCUGGAGUUCGAUGGGAACAAUGAAGGCACACCAGUGAACAAGCUCCUCAAGAUCUACUCCAAGCAGGCUGAACUCAUGAGCGGCCUCAUCGAGUAUUGCAUUGAGCUAAACCAGGCCUCAGAACCCGAUGGCCCCCAGGAGAGCGUGUCCGGCCCCUCCUCGGCCGCUGGCUCCUUGCCCCCUCCCACUCAGCGCCCCCAGCUACGGAGGCAGGGCAGCGUGGUUUGCAGCCGGAUCCAGCACCUCUCCACCAUUGACUACGUGGAGGACGGCGAGCAGAUCAAGCGGGUGAAGCCGAAGCGCACAACGUCCUUCUUCAGCCGGCAGCUCUCCAUGGCCCAGGGGAGCUACACGGUGGUGCAGCCGGCGGAGAGCCUGGAGCAGAGCUGAGGCAGCUGGGCAGGAGGAGGGCACAGGGAGGGGCGGGCCAGGGGGGCCGGAGGCUGCCUCGGAGCGUGAAGUGCCUUCUGUGCGGGAGGGCCCUGCGGCUGCUCAGAGCUGGCUUGGGGACCCCCUCUGGCAGCCCGUCUGCCCUCCUCCUGCGCUCUGGGCCCCGCCGCCGUCCCAGGACCAUCUGAUCAGGCCCCAGCCUCCCCCGUUCACCCAGGUACUUGCCUUUGUGCCCCCCUCAUGACGGACAGUGCCCUCUGCUCUGACGCCCCCACUGGCGGCCCCCACGGCAGGUGGGCAAGGAACAGGGCUUGGGGCCCGCAGGUCGAGUGUGUGUCUUUGGUGUAUUCCCUAGACUUCAGCGACCACAUGCCCGCAUUCCUUCAGCCCGCAUUCCACCCACACUGCCAGGUGGGUCCAUCACUACAGAGGUGGGACAGGGGCCUCUCAGAGGUGACCCAUGGCAGGGAUAGAACAAGAGUCCCCCACUCGUACCCUCCCUGGCUGGAUGGAACUGGAGGGAGCUGGGCAGGGCCCAGCCCAGGGGGCACCUGUGCCCCUCAGGCCUCUCUUGUAGGCAGGAAGCGCUGACCAGAAGGAAAAGUGCCUUUUUUCUAGCUUUUGGUGAUAUCACUGUGCUGGGAGGUGGCUGUUCUGGGCACCAGCAGGCCCACCAGACCCACACGCCACACUCUGAGGACUCCCAAACCCCCAUGGGUUUCAGGUUUUAGUUCUCUUUUUUCUCAUCUGCUUUGGUUCCGUGAAGCCCGUGAGCUCUGGGGCGACUCAAGAGAACCCCCCAACCUCGGAGCUGCUGGCUCCCUGUCAGGUGGUGCUGUGCUUUCCAUCUGGCCUGGCCCUGUGGGCCUCCGGGCCAGGGAAGUCCCGCCCCCAGCCCAGCUGGCCUCCUCUUUCUGGGAAUGAGGGGCAGAGGGUGGCUGUGGUGCUGGGCGGGGCUCCUCUGCGCUCUGCGGUGGGGCCCUGGCUCUGGGCGCCUCCUGGGACCUUCAUUGGAAAUGGGCAGGCCCGCCCAUGGCUGCAUUGUCUCCCCUUUGCUGCCAGAGCCCACUUCUCCCUCUUGUGACUUCUGAACACUCCAGAUACUCUGAGGCGGGCUUUCCUUCUGGCAGCAGGGACUCUGUUACUUGUCCUAAUAGAUUUCCCAGCCUUUUGGAAUGUCCCAGCCAGAGGACAUCUUGUCCCUCCUCCUGGAGUGACUCACUUCACUGGCUCCCAGCCCUCUGUCCUCUCCUCCCACUCCCUGUUUUGAUGCCAAGUGAAUUCUUAUCUGAUGGGCCCGUGGGGGCCUGUGGGGUGUGGUGGGUUUGUGUGCGCACAAAUUACUUGUUUUUACUCUUUCUCCUUCCUAUUUUCUAAGUGUUCAUUGUGCCUUAACCUUUUCUGCCUGUCCUCUGGGACAAAGCCGCAUUUUACUGAAUGUCCUUUGAAUAUCCUUUCUUUUGUACCAUGUGACUUAAUAAUAAACCAGUGUCCAGCAACUUUAGUGUAGUUUAUGAUACAACAAGAGUGUGUUAUUUUUUUAUUGUUGAUUUGAGAGAGAGAGAAACACUGAUUUUUUGUUGUUGUUGUUCCACUUACUUGUGCAUUCAUUGGCUGAUUUUUUAUGUGCCCUGACCUGAGAUCACACCCACAACCUUCGUGUAUGGGGACAACCCUCUAACCAACUGAGCUACCCAGUCAGAGCAAGUGUGUUAAUUACAGCCUGACAGUUGAUCACAGCCAUGUGUUGGCCUUUUAUUAACUAUGCAUCAAGGGAUGCAGCCCUCAGCGCUCCCAGACUGAAUUUGG